GUGACAUGUCUAAGGAUGAAGGAAUGACCUUCAGGAGAGAGCUAGGGGAGCAGCCGGGUCCAGAGGUCUCCAGCGGUCAGCACCAUCACACACAGCUGGACUCCAUAUUUAAGCUUCUGGAGGAGGACAUCUUCACUUUUGUCCAGAAGGAGCUGAAGAAGUUCCAAAAGGUUCUGAGUACAGAUGAGCCAGAAGGUUUAGAUCCUGUGGAGGAUGAGGAUGAAGAGCAGAGGAGCUGCAGUGAGGCUGUUCUGAAGAUCACACUGAACUUCCUGAAGAGGAUGAAGCAGAAGGAGCUGGCUGAGCGUCUGUGGAGCAGGAGUUAUUCUGGAGUUUGUCAGCGUAAACUGAAGUCUGACCUGCAGCAGAAGUUUGAGUGUGUGUUUGAGGGCAUCGCUAAAGCAGGAAACUCCAGCCUUCUGAAUGAGAUCUACACAGAGCUCUACAUCACAGAGGGAGGGUCUUCAGAGGUCAACCAGGAACAUGAGGUCAGACACAUGGAAACAGCCUCCAGGACACCAGGCCCAGCAGAGACACCCAUCACAUGUGAAGACAUGUUUAAAGGCCCAGCUCACACACAUGGAGCCAUCAGAACAGUGCUGACAAAAGGAGUGGCUGGCAUCGGGAAAACAGUGCUCACUCAGAAGUUCAGUCUGGACUGGGCUAAAGGUGAAGCCAACCAGGACAUACAGCUGCUGUUCCCGUUCACUUUCAGAGCACUCAAUGUGCUGAAGGAGAGAAGAUUCAGCUUGGUGACACUUGUUCGUCACUUCUUUCGUCAAACACAAGCAGAACUCUGCAGCUUUGAACACCUCCAGGUGCUCUUCAUCUUUGACGGUCUGGACGAGUGCAGACCUCCUCUGGACUUCACCAAAACCGAGGCCCUGAGCGACCCCACAGAGUCCGCCUCAGUGCACGUGCUGCUGGUGAACCUCAUCAGGGGGAGUCUGCUUCCCUCCGCUCGCCUCUGGAUAACCACACGACCCGCAGCGGCCAAUCAGAUCCCUGCUGAGUGCAUCUCCAUGGUGACAGAGGUCAGAGGGUUCACUGACCCGCAGAAGGAGCAGUACUUCAGGAAGAGGUUCAGAGAUGAGGCCGACACAAUCAUCUCCCACAUCAAGACGUCCAGAAGCCUCCACAUCAUGUGCCACCUGCCGAUCUUCUGCUGGAUCACUGCCGCAGUCCUGGAGCAUGUGUUGAAAAGCAGAGAGAGAGGAGAGCUGCCCAAGACCCUGACUCAGAUGUACAUCCACUUCCUGGUGGUUCAGGCCAAAGUCAAGAACAUUAAGUAUGAAGAAAGAUCUGAGACAGACCCACACUGGAGUCCAGAGACCAGGAAGAUGGUGAAGUCUCUGACAAAACUGGCCUUUGAGCAGCUGCAGAAAGGAAACCUGAUCUUCUACGAGAGUGACCUGAGCGAGUGUGGGCUGGACGCUGCAGCGGCCUCAGUGUACUCCGGAGUGUUCACACAGGUCUUUAGAGAGGAGCCAGGCCUGUACCAGGACAAGGUCUACUGCUUCAUCUAUCUGAGUGUGCAGGAGUUUCUGGCUGCUCUUCACGUCCAUCAGACCUUCAUUAACACUGGGAUCAACCUGCUCUCAGAGAAACAAACAUCAUCAUGGACAAAUUUUUUUAGCAGCAAAUCAGAGCAGUUUUACCAGACAGCUGUGGACCAGGUCUUACAGAGUCCAUACGGACACCUGGACCUGCUUCUCCGCUUCCUCCUGGGUCUUUCACUGUCGACCAAUCAGAGCCUUCUACAAGGUCUGCUGACACAGACAGGAAGUAGCUCCCAGACCAAUCAGAAAACAGCUGAAUACAUCAAGAAGAAGCUGAGUGAGGAUGUGUCUGCAGAGAGGAGCCUCAACCUGCUCCACUGUCUGAAUGAACUGAAUGAUCGUUCUCUGGUGGAGCAGAUCCAACAGUUCCUGAGAUCAGGACGUCUGUCUGAAGGUGAACUGUCUCCUGCUCAGUGGUCAGCUCUGGCCUUCAUCUUACUGUCAUCAGAAGAAGAUCUGGACCAGUUUGAGCUGAAGAAAUACUCUGCUUCAGAGGAGUUUCUCCUGAGGCUGCUGCCAGUGGUCAAGGCCUCCACCAAAGCUCUACUGAGCAGCUGUAACCUGUCAGAGAGAAGCUGUGAAGCUCUGUCCUCAGUCCUCAGCUCCCAGUCCUCUAGUCUGACAGUCCUGGACCUCAGUCUCAACGACUUGAAGGACUCGGGGCUGAAGAUGUCGUGUGUUGGACUGAAGAGUCGUCACUGUAAACUGGAACAGCUCAGACUGUCAGGUUGUCUGCUCUCAGAGGAAGGCUGUGCUUCUCUGGCCUCAGCUCUGAGGUCCAACCCCUCCCAUCUGAUAGAACUGGACCUCAGCUACAACCAUCCAGGAGACACAGGAGUAAAGCUCCUGUGUGCUCUACAGGAGGACCCCCACUGCACACUGGACACUCUCAGGUAUGGACCUGUCCUCACACCGUGGCUCCUGUGAAGCAGGAACUGUAGUGUAAACCUAGUGUCAUAAAGAAU
Molecule: messenger RNA, 2524 nt
Organism: Boleophthalmus pectinirostris (great blue-spotted mudskipper)
Lineage: Eukaryota; Metazoa; Chordata; Actinopteri; Gobiiformes; Gobiidae
Product: protein NLRC3-like
Exons: 6
Coding region: 6-2486 (826 amino acids)
Molecular function (GO): protein binding
Source: RefSeq, a predicted model, not a curated record